UUUGCAUGUUCCUUGAUGGAACAACGGGGAAACAAACAUAUGCCUUUAAUUACAAGCAGGGAAGCCUGUCUGUCAGGGCACUGAACUGACGUCAGGGGGCGGGGGGUGUUACUAUUAUCAACCUGCGGGGAAACAAUGAAAGCGAAGCUUGGAGUUGCUGCAGCACGAAUUACAGCUUCGGAUCCGGUCACCAAUGCUGCGCCCAGGGACGAUGAGAAGCGGGGCUGCGGACGAGUGCGGCGAUUCGGGAGCUGAGACCGGAGGAUCCGAUUCCAGUAGGAUGUCUUCAACUAGUAGUGAGCUGGUGCAGGAAGAAGGGCAGGACCCUUUCCAGGUGUCUGUGCAUCUUCUUGCGAACCCUGGUGAAUCUCGAGGAUUGCAGCAAACCUUGGAUUGCCUGUUGCAUUGGAUUAGCCCAGACAUCCAGUUGUUUCAUGUUUCAGAACGGGCAAGCCCAAUAAUACAUUGCAAGUCACAGCACCGAAAAAGCUCUGUCUAUCCUUCUCUCUCUGUUAUUCUGUUUCUACACGAAGACUUUGGUGAAGAACGGAUUUUGCAAGUUCAUGACUUUUUCCAGGGUUUACCAUGGCAAUAUCAUCACAGCGAGAGUGUCGGUGGGAAAAUUCUUCCUUACAUGAUUUGCUGCCAGGACUUCUACUCUCUGGAUGCUAACAUGCCAAUCUGGGCCGUGAGGCAAGUACAUUAUGGCAAUGAGAUCUUACGGAUUACAGUGAGCUGCAGUUAUGAGAAUUUUGAGGAUGCUGUCAAACUCUAUGAAUUAAUCUUGCACAAGAAAGCUGCUGUGCAAAAAACGGAUUUCUGCUGUUUUACCAUAUACUCCAGCCACAAUUUCUGCAUCCAGCUCUCGUUAAAACAGUUGCCACUUGGAAUUACCGUUGACCUUAAAGAAUCGGCCGUGCUACAGUUCAGAGUGCAUGCGAUUGGGGAGUUGGUGCCACUUCUUCCAAACCCCUGCAUCCCCAUCAGCAACACCAGGUGGCAAACUGAAGACUAUGAUCGAAACAAGAUCCUUUUCCAAGUGAGAGGGAGCAUUCGAUAUGUGGACAGAAAUUGCUCUGCUGCUCCUGUGCACAGUAACAGUGGCUUUAGCAAUCACUUGUGCAGUUCAGUGUCAUGCACUCAAAAUUCCCUUUCGGAAAAGUGGCCUUACAGUAGUCAAAUGCCUCACGACAGGAACAGAAUGUUCUCUGCUUUGGCAGCAGAUGCGGAAGAGAGGAAAGAUGUGAAAGGAAAGCAGCGGACCAAUUUGCAUGGGAUGCUGGACAGGAACGAAAGCAGCACACCGGAGAGUUUGUGCAGCACGCCCAAGAGCAGCUCCUGUUACUCGUCGCAACGCAGCAGUCCAGCGACCACAUCACGCAGCGAUUUGGCAUUCCACCACAACGCACCCGCAAAGAUCCGAAACCUUGAUCACGAAACCUCUGCUGCAAUACAAAUUGCAGAAACGGACGUUGACACCGGCUUUGUCGUUACAAAGUCAAAUCCAUUCAUUGGUGCUAGUCCCUGCUCUUUAUCUGCGCUUUCCACGGGCAUAAAGAGUAGUUCUCCUAACUCAAGUACGAAAAGCCGUGUAUUAAAACCCACUCUAAUGUCUCCCGAGACGAACAGUAAUUUUAGUAAAAAAUGGCCGACCUCAAACAAUGAAGAGAAGUCGCCUCGUGUUUGUCACAAACCACCAGAAGCACCACAGCAGUUUUGUCAAAGUCACACAGAGGAAGAAGAGUUUUUUAUUUAGACAAACAAAUGUCAUGUAUUACUUUAAUCCGUAAGGCGCAAUUAUAACGAAUAAAUACUUGCAAGGGAUAACAUUAUGGAACAAUAAAUUGCAAAUAUUUUGUCAUUUGUUUUCAAGCAAAUAUACAUCAGACUCGAAUGUUUAAAAAAAAAAUUAAUUCUGUUAACAUUUCACUUGCACUAUGUGGAUUUAUCCUGUAAAAAUAGAAACACAAAAUCCAGUAGUCGGAUGAUGAAAUUUUCUUCAAAUUAUUAAAUGAAUAAUUUAAUUCUAAUGUUGGCUUGGAGUUGCAGAAACUGCACAUAAUUAUAUCUGUGGCUCUAAUCUGCUAAGUAAGCACUUCAGCAAAAAAUAUUUUAGUUAAACGGUCUCAUUUUGAUGUUUAACUAAACUCUGAUGUACAUAUUAAAGUCACUGUAAGACCGUGCAUAAGGACAUCUUUUUAAAAUGUUAAACAGCUUUUGGUAA
Amblyraja radiata (thorny skate) is the source of this 2224-nucleotide messenger RNA. It is a transcript of the gene fam124b, whose product is annotated as family with sequence similarity 124B. Bases 194 to 1756 code for a protein of 520 amino acids. The transcript has 4 exons. NCBI's taxonomy places the organism in Eukaryota, Metazoa, Chordata, Chondrichthyes, Rajiformes, Rajidae. The record is from RefSeq and is a predicted model, not a curated record. Gene Ontology annotation, cellular component: nucleoplasm.